This is a messenger RNA of Limulus polyphemus (Atlantic horseshoe crab), 4161 nucleotides long. RefSeq names its product patatin-like phospholipase domain-containing protein 2. The record is from RefSeq and is a predicted model, not a curated record. Gene Ontology annotation, cellular component: lipid droplet; membrane; cytoplasm. The coding region runs from base 113 to 2146 and encodes 677 amino acids. NCBI's taxonomy places the organism in Eukaryota, Metazoa, Arthropoda, Merostomata, Xiphosura, Limulidae. Gene Ontology annotation, molecular function: triacylglycerol lipase activity. The transcript is spliced from 10 exons. Gene Ontology annotation, biological process: triglyceride catabolic process; lipid homeostasis.
UGACGUGGGUUUUCAAGAUAUUUAAAAUGCUUUACGGUGUAAUACUGCUAGCAUAUUCCUGCCAGAACAUGGUAUUAAUAUUAAUGAAACUUAACAAAAAAAAACAUAGAAGAUGAACUUGUCAUUUGCUGGCUGUGGAUUUCUAGGAAUAUACCAUGUUGGAGUAGCUAGCUGUUUCAGGGAAUAUGCACCUCAUGUUCUUGUAGAAAAAAUUGCUGGAGCUUCUGCUGGAGCUUUAACUGCUUGCUGUCUUAUUUGUGAAGUCCCAUUAGGGGAAAGUACAACUGAUGUACUUAAGAUUGCAGUCAAAGCAAGAUCUAGAGUAUUAGGUCCAUUUCAUCCAGGUUUUGACAUUAACACCAUACUUUAUGAUGGUUUGGUCAAAAUCUUGCCAAGUAAUGCUCACCUGAGAUGCAGUGGGCGAUUGCAUAUCUCCGUAACUAGAGUAUCUGAUGGAGAAAAUGUCUUACUCACACAGUUUGACAGCAGAAAAGAUCUUAUACAAGCUCUUUUAUGUAGCUGUUUCGUACCAUUCUAUUCUGGGCUAUUACCACCAAAAUUUCAUGGAGUGGCUUAUAUGGAUGGAUGUUUUAGCAACAACCUUCCAAUAUUAGAUGAAAACACUGUUACAGUUUCACCAUUUUGUGGAGAAAGUGACAUCUGUCCCCAGGAUAGCAGUUUCAAUAUCAUGCAGAUUAGCUUAGCAAAUACUAGCAUUGCUAUUUCACCAUCCAACUUGUACAGAUUUACAACAGUUCUGUUUCCACCUCAUCCUGAAAUUCUCAGUAAAAUGUGUCAGCAAGGUUUUGAUGAUACCUUGAAAUUUCUACAAAGACACAAUCUCAUCUCAUGUAUGAGAUGUUUGGCUGUGCAAUCCAGCUUCUUGCUUAAAGAAGGAGACAAUCCUGAAGAUGUGAAUGAAGAAAUGUCAUAUGCUUUGGAUGUCGAAGGUGAAUAUGAUGGUUGUUCGGGCUGCCAAGAACGUCAGCAGAUAGCUUUGUUAGAUAGUUUACCAGAAACAGUUGUCAGAGCCAUUCAAGAGGCAACAGAUCAGGUAAACAAAGGAGUUAUUAACUGGGUUUUCCGUCACAAGCCUGUGAAGCUGUUAUCUCUUCUGACUCUUCCAUAUGUUCUUCCUUUUGAUGUUACAGUUGUCAUCUUUUGCAAGAUUUGGCAGAUGGUGCCGACUCUGCAGAAGGAGGUACGAUCCAGUCUUGUUGCUGUGCUGGGGAUCGUUAAAACUAUUAUCCAUUCAGUAAACAGAAAGCGUCAUCAGUACAGUGCCAAAUUCUCUUGUCAGUUGGCUAUCACAGAAUAUGAUUAUAGUCUUGAAGAUACCCCAGCUGCAUACUUGACAUCCAUGAAUGUUAAUUCUCUGGCCUCUCAAGGAAUGUCUCGGUCAUACCCGUUUUUUGUUGAUAGGCAGAGUAAGUCAAUGGAAGACAUCAGGAUUGAACAAGGUUACAACCAGUCCAUAACAUCUUGGUUACCACGUAGACGCAGAUCUACUGGAACUGAAGUUCGAGGACCAGAAAGAAUCAUCAAUAGCAUGGAGUUUGGCUUCACCAUUAAUUUGGAUGAUUCUAUAGAUGCAUCUUCAAGUCAGAAAAGAAAGCUCAUGACGGCUUUUAGAUCUCUUAGUGAAGAUGAUAAUCUUCGUGCCAUUGAUAUUGCCAAUAAAGCUUUGAACCUAGAUCUUAAUAAAUUCUGUGGUACCAUUGAAUCUAAAAAUGCCGACAACUUUGAGCGUAUUUUGGAAGCCACAGCAAAUCAUGAUGCUCUGAUGGCUUUUUACUAUCUUGAUGAUAACAUGCAGGUCAAGGUUACAGAAAUUUUCAAUGUAACAAAUGCUGACACCAGUGCUUUCUUGUCACCCGAGGAACAAGAGGCUAAUAAUCAAAUGGAAUGGGAAGACAACUAUGGAUUGGAACUGAUGGAUCCACCACAGCUUCUAAAUCUGUUCGAUCAACCUGAAGAUAGUAUAUAUAACUUUUCUGAAGAUUUCAUAAGAACUGAAGGUGAUGGAAUGUCAGAUUCACAUUGUCCAUCUCCCCUUUCAAGAGAUUACAGAGCAGACAUCGGUAAUAUUGUCAAUGAAAAUAAAAACUUUCGAUCUAGUGGAAGUGGGGAAAAUGUUGAUGAUUAACUAGUAUUUAUUGAAUCAAGAGUUGUUUUUUUUGGACUGGUAAUAUUGAAACAUCUGUUGAAUGCAGUGAUAAUAUAUUUAUUAAAAUAUUGGAAAUUUUUCACUUUCAAAAUGUUGCGGGUUCAGGCUGAAUAUAAUAGAUUAUGUAUAGCAACUGAAUAUGACAUAUUUUUUCAAGGACAUUUAGUGGACUGUGUUUAAUAUAAUGGUAACAUAUAUAUAUAUAUAUAUUAAUCUUUUUGUUCCCAGAAAUUUCAUUUGUGAAAAGAUAAUGUCUUAUUUUAACAAAUGAGUUCUUCAACUUCUCAUGCUCAAUACAUGAAUCCUUUUUCAUACUAUACUUACUUAAUAGGAUCAAACAUGUAAAAGAAAGUCAUUAGUAAAGCCAUGUGUUAAGUCAAAAUUGCGAUAUCCAAAACAGACCAUUUUCCAGUCAACUCGUAAGCAAACUUUUGUUAUAAUUCUUUUCUUGUACAAUAUAUUAUCUAAUAAUUGCAAACAUUUGGUGAACCAAAUGUGUGCAAGAUACAAUGAUUGAAUUAGGUUUGCCUAUUUCUAAUAAUACUUGGUAAAAAAAAUAUGAAACUGUAGUGAUAGUAAGAGAAUUAUUGAAUAUUAUUUGUGUUUAAAAAUAAAUAAAAGAAUUUCAUGUGUUUUAUCAUUGUAAAUUUUGAAUAUUUUUCUUUUAAUGUAUAAAAAACAACAAAAUUGGAAACUAUACAUUGCACAGCGUUAAGGUUGUGUUAAAAAUGUCACAAUCUGGUAAAUUUUAAUGAAGCUGAUUUACUCUGUAAAUUAUUAAUUUCAUGCUUUUUGAAAGACCUUUUUCCACCUAUAGUAGAACAUGAAGUGAUUUCAAGUUUACUUUGUUCUAAAGCUAUCUUCAUUUACGAAACUAAAAUAAAUUAUUUCCAUCAUCUAUUAUUGAUAAUGACUUAGAGAGUUGAAAAGGAUGACAUGCCAGAAUUUAGGGUAAAACUUGUUUAUGGCUAUUUAAUGUUCUACUAGCUUUCAAAGUGUUUAUGAUACUGUCAGUUAUGAAUUUAGUUUUAUUAGCUAUAGAACUAAUAAAAACUACAUGUAAUAAAGAAUUACAUCAAAGGUCCUCUUUGUGUAGUUUAACAUGUUGUAACACUUGACCCUUGGAGAUACAGCUGACUUAGCUGUGAACAAUAUUAACUUAAUAAAACUUGUUUCUUUGGUCUUUUUUAAGUACAAUGUUUCACAAGCCAUAUAAUUCUUACUUACUUGCAUACAUGUAUGCAUCUUAGCUUGUAACUGCAAUCAGUCCUGGUGACUUCAAUGCUGCUGCAAUCCAUUGAAUAUUUCAGAUUUUGUUCAGGAAUACAAGACUGGAAGAUUUUUGUGGGAUAGUGAUAGUUGUGGUCAACCUCCACUGUGAUGUUUAUGUUUUAUACCAAAAAAGAAAUUGUUGAUCUUCACUUAACCACAAUCCAUUGAAUAUUUUAGAUUUUGUUCAGGAAUACAAGACUGGAAGAUUUUUGUGGGAUAGUAAUAGUUGUGGUCAACCUCCACUGUGAUGUUUAUGUUUUAUACCAAAAAAGAAAUUGUUGACCUUCACUUAACCAAAAGCCAUUGCCGAGGAAACUAUAUUUAAAAUUUUUGUUGUUGAAAAAUAUCUUCUGUUAAACUCAUAAUUGAUGUUGGGAUGAAAAUCUGUCUCUUCAAAACCAUCAUAUCAAUCAUGUACUCUCCGAGUUGUGUUAUGCUAUAGAAAAAACAAUAUUCUGAAAUCUUAUUCAGAAAUUAUAUGAUGUUAAAUAUUUUGAAUAUGUUUCUUUUUUGAUAAAAUUUUGAAUAAUGUUAUUCUAGGAAGUAAUUUGCCAAGUAAAAACUCCAAAGAAAAUUGUACAAUUGCUGAUAUUGUUUGGUAAAAGUUGAGAUCUAAGUCAUUAUUUGUUACAAAAUGUUCUAUAUUUAAACUCAAACUAAAAAGUCUGGUAACUUAUUUUUGUGUUUUCUCUGUUAAACAAAUUUGUAUUGUUAAAGUUGAA